Erythranthe guttata (spotted monkey flower) is the source of this 1512-nucleotide messenger RNA. The record is from RefSeq and is a predicted model, not a curated record. Lineage: Eukaryota; Viridiplantae; Streptophyta; Magnoliopsida; Lamiales; Phrymaceae.
CUUCAUGCUUCACCAAAGGGGUCAAAAUGCAAUAUCCCAACAAAUCUUCAUUCCGGAAAGAAAGGAUCUAAACUUAAAGUGAAGUCCAAAACUAACUAUGAAGUUGUGCUAUUUGCUAAAGAAUUUGCUUAUGCACCAAAAACUCCUUAUGGAGAGUGCUCUAAGCCUAUGCCAAGUCCUACUCCUUACUACUACAAAUCUCCACCACCUCCAACACCUACUUAUGUUUACAAAUCUCCCCCACCCCCGACACCGACUUACGUUUAUAAGUCGCCGCCACCACCAACUUACAUUUACAAAUCUCCACCUCCCCCUCCUUACGUGUACAAAUCUCCACCACCACCACCACCGACCUAUAUUUACAAAUCCCCACCACCUCCUCCUUACGUCUACAAAUCUCCUCCACCACCAUCACCAACACCAGUUUACGUAUACAAAUCCCCACCCCCUCCACCUUACGUCUACAAGUCUCCACCGCCACCAACACCAGUUUAUGUAUACAAAUCCCCACCUCCUCCACCUUACAUCUACAAGUCUCCACAGCCACCGACACCAGUUUACGUAUACAAAUCCCCACCUCCUCCACCUUACGUUUAUAAGUCUCCACCACCACCAACACCCGUUUACGUAUACAAAUCCCCACCUCCUCCACCUUACGUUUAUAAGUCUCCACCACCACCAACACCAGUUUACGUAUACAAAUCCCCACCUCCUCCUCCUUACGUCUACAAGUCCCCACCGCCGCCACCAUACGUCUACUCAUCACCUCCACCACCAGUAAAGUCACCACCACCACCGUACGUGUAUUCAUCACCUCCACCACCCGUGAAGUCACCGCCACCACCGUAUGUGUACUCAUCACCUCCACCACCUGUAAAGUCACCGCCACCACCAUAUGUGUACUCAUCACCUCCACCACCUGUGAAGUCACCUCCACCACCAUACGUCUACUCAUCACCUCCACCACCCGUAAAAUUACCGCCACCACCAUACGUGUACUCAUCACCUCCACCACCCGUGAAGUCACCACCAGCACCGUAUGUGUACUCAUCACCUCCACCACGGGUGAAGCCACCACCACCACCAUACGUGUACUCAUCACCUCCACCACCGGUAAAGUCACCGCCACCACCAUACGUGUACUCAUCACCUCCCCCACCCGUGAAGUCACCGCCACCACCGUAUGUGUACUCAUCACCUCCACCACCCGUGAAGUCACCGCCACCACCUUAUGUGUACUCAUCACCUCCACCACCUGUAAAGUCACCGCCACCACCAUAUGUGUACUCAUCACCUCCACCACCUGUGAAGUCACCACCACCACCAUACGUCUACUCAUCACCUCCACCACCCGUAAAAUCACCGCCACCACCAUAUGUCUACUCAUCACCUCCACCACCCGUAAAAUCUCCGCCACCACCAUACGUCUACUCAUCACCUCCACCACCCGUAAAGUCACCUCCACCACCGGCAUACAUCUACGCUUCCCCACCUCCUCCAACCCAUUAUUAA